CGGAGGGAGAGAGACCACUCACUCAUGGCUUAAUUUGCCUUAAGCACCAAAACAAAGAAGAAGAUAUUUAAGGGAAAAAAAAAAAAGAGCUCAUCGUGAUUAACAAAACGGCCCCGGGAGGUCGGCUUAAGCUCGGGAGAGUGUACAGUGUACAGUCAAAGCAGCGUCAAAGAUUGGAUUCGUGUUUUGUUUUAGUUUUCCCAGAAACCUGCUUGGUCUCACAACAGAGCCAACCCCGACACCCUUCACUUGCUCUGUUUUUAAGCAGCUCAGUCCUCUCUGUUCUUCUUCUACUUGUUAUUAGUUUCUGCGCGGCGAAGAUUACGUGGAGAAGACAAACACGGGGAGAGAGAUGGAGGAGAAGUGUGAAGGAGAUAACAAGGUUGACGAUGUAAUGCUUCCCGGGUUUAGGUUCCACCCGACGGACGAGGAGCUCGUCGCGUUCUACCUCAGGAGGAAGAUUCAGGGGAGAGCUCUCCCUAUCGAGCUCAUCAAGCAAGUCGAUAUUUACAAAUAUGAUCCUUGGGACCUUCCUAAAUUUGCGACGACGGGAGAGAAGGAGUGGUACUUCUACUGUCCGAGGGACCGCAAGUACCGGAACAGCGCCCGCCCGAACAGGGUUACAGGAGCUGGUUUCUGGAAAGCCACCGGGACGGACAGGCCCAUCUACUCCUCAGAGGGGACAAAGUGCAUCGGGUUGAAGAAGUCACUCGUGUUCUACCGUGGCAGGGCUGCCAAGGGCAUCAAGACUGACUGGAUGAUGCACGAGUUUCGGCUUCCUUCUAUCCCAGCCGACUCGAACCCGCCUAAUAAGAAGUUCUUGGACAGAACCAUUCCCCCAAAUGAUUCAUGGGCUAUUUGUAGGAUAUUCAAGAAAACAAACUCUAUGGCUCAACAGAGGGCUCUCUCGCAUCACUGGGGCUCGCAAUUCCCAGAACCAGAAGGAGCCAACCCGCUCGGCCAAAGUUCUCACGGCACUUCUCAGUUCAGCCCCGAGAACGUGUCUUGCAUGACCGACAUAGGUUCGGUCAUUCAGUUAGCCACCGGCAGCAACAAUGACCUGCAACAUUUUAACACCUUUUUCUCCACGGCGGACAUUCAAUCAUACAGACUGAAUAUUCCAAACGUUUGUAAGUCAUCAGGUCUCCCGGUCUCUAAUGGAGAAGUCCUGAACAAUUUCAUGUUCUCUCCGCUUGGAGUCACGGGACCAGCAAAGUCUUCAGUCGAGACCUCCAUGAUCCUCGGUCCCUCCCUCAUAGCAGAUGGGAGCAAAUCCUCUGAAAGUACAGAUUUCGAAGGGCCACAGCAAUUUAUGGGAGGGUUCUCGAUCGGUUUGGCCAGUGAUAUGCAAGCAAGCAUGGGCACAGGAGGGGUGGGAGAGGAAACCGGUACGAGAAAGGAUACAGGCGGGGGCCAUGCCAACGGCCAGUGGGCGAUACCGCCACGGUCGGUGACAUUUCCCUUCAGUCUGCCUACGAAUAUGCUGUGGGACUCACCUCCAUGCCCGAGCGACAUGUCCACCGGCUUUUCAACCAACAAAUGCUAUACUUAAUGGAUCAAAUCACAAACUUUUAGGCGUAGCCGCUUUUCCUGCCCAUUGGGUGAUUGCUUGGAAGAUGAUAUUACAGCAGAAAGGUUGAUGUCCCAUUCAAAGCUGUUAUUGUACAGUUAUAUUAAGUGCUCUUCAAUUUAUAAUUGUUAGAACUUAAGUUCUCUUCGAUGUUCUUCCUGUGUCCCGGUCACCCUCCGUCUCUCAAAGCAGCCAGCAGUGUACUCUGCCUCUGAUGUACUUCUCUACUCAAUCGCAAACCAAGUCUACCUGAUCA
Molecule: messenger RNA, 1826 nt
Organism: Punica granatum (pomegranate)
Lineage: Eukaryota; Viridiplantae; Streptophyta; Magnoliopsida; Myrtales; Lythraceae
Source: RefSeq, a predicted model, not a curated record